AUGUCGAUGUCUAUGCCUCCUCAUGCUUUCCCUUUUUCUUCUAUCACUAAAAAUAGUGAUGAAGGUAAACAAGAAAGGGCAAAUAUGACCCUUGUUUUCGAUAGAUACAAGGAUAGACUCAUUACACUUCCAAAGGAAAAAGGUUGGAUAACCGAGAAUUUAUACAUGUACCAAGGUUUUUGGCAUCAAUCCAUGCGUAGAAUCUCGGUUGAAACCGUGAUGGCGUUACAAGAAACGUUCAAAGCUCAUCCAAGCGAUGUCUACUUGGCCACGCUACCUAAAUCAGGCACGACAUGGCUUAAGGCACUCGUGUUUGCUAUAGUGAAUAGAAACCGAUACAAAAACAAUAACUCUUUUUCGGCUCACCCUUUGCUUCACUCUAGCCCCCAUGAUUGCUUGCCUUUCAUAGAAACCGAAGUUUUUAAAAACACGCCAACAUAUAAUGUUGAUUCAGAUUCACCGCGUCUCUUUGCUACCCACAUACCUUACACUUCAUUACCCAAAUCGAUAAUUGAUUGUGGUUGUAACAUUAUUUAUUUAUGUAGAAAUCCAAAAGAUGUUUUGGUCUCUAUGUUUCACUUUGCAAACAAGCUAAGAGAUGAAUCAUCGUGUAGUCCAAUGACAUUCAACGAUACGUUUGAGCUAUUUAGUAAAGGCGUGAUGCCAACGGGGCCUUAUUGGGACCAUGUGAAAGGGUACUAUAAGGUCAGUUUAGAACACCCGAAAAAUGUUCUGUUUUUGACAUACGAGGCCUUGAGAAAGGAUACCGCGAAUAAUGUGAAACGACUUGCUGAAUUCUUAGGCUUCCCCUUCACCGAGGAGGAAGAGGCUGAAGAUGAGGUGCAAAAAGUUAUAGGAUUAUGUAGUUUUGAACACUUACGUGAAGUUAAUAAGAGUGGGGAUUUACGUGAGGGUAUUCCUAAUGAUGCUUUCUUUAGGGAAGGUAAAGUUGGAGAUUGGACUAAUCAUUUUACUAAUGAAAUGAGCCAAACUAUAGAUUAUAUCACUGAACAAAAAUUUCAUGGCUUGAAUAUAUCUACUUUUAGUCGUAAUUAA
This is a messenger RNA of Erigeron canadensis, 1056 nucleotides long. RefSeq names its product flavonol sulfotransferase-like. Gene Ontology annotation, cellular component: cytoplasm. The transcript has a single exon. The record is from RefSeq and is a predicted model, not a curated record. The coding region runs from base 1 to 1056 and encodes 351 amino acids. Lineage: Eukaryota; Viridiplantae; Streptophyta; Magnoliopsida; Asterales; Asteraceae. Gene Ontology annotation, biological process: sulfation. Gene Ontology annotation, molecular function: sulfotransferase activity.